AUGCUCCCGCCCGGCCAGGAAGACAUCCGCUCUAUCGCGACCCUCUUCCCGCACGUGGACCAGGACACCAUCACCGCGAUCGUCCACCACGAGCUCUCGGGCACGGAGAUCUUCAAGCUCGACUCUCGCCGCAUCCUCGAGUCCACAUGGAACCUCAUCGACGUCGACAUUGACGAGAGCGUCUUCGCCCUCCACGCCAUGCCCUCGCCUACGGAGACCUACGCCACUCUCGACUCACUCCUCGUCCCGCUCAACGCCUACUUCUCCAUCCUCUGUGUGCACGGGCUCGCGCACAGCUCCUCCCCGAUGCUCCCGCUCCACUUCUUCCGGUACAGCAGCCACCUUGUCAAAAUCGCCGCGCAGUAUGAAUGGGAAGCCGUGCUAUCUUAUCAUCUCGCCUCUUUCUCCAGGCGGUGCAAGGAAAUGCGGAAGGGCGAGUUUGCAGGCUGGGGGCGGGUGGACAUGGAUUUGAUGGAGGAGUUCCUUGUUCCAAAUCAGAAAAAACGCUAUGGUAGUGUCCAUGCGCUUUCUAGUGUGUGCAACUCGUGGGAGCUGAUAUACCCUGCAAUGACGAAGAUACGAGGCGAAAAUAAAUGCGACAAAUAA
Messenger RNA from Epithele typhae, 606 nucleotides. RefSeq lists its product as uncharacterized. The coding region runs from base 1 to 606 and encodes 201 amino acids. NCBI's taxonomy places the organism in Eukaryota, Fungi, Basidiomycota, Agaricomycetes, Polyporales, Epitheliaceae. The transcript has a single exon. The record is from RefSeq and is a predicted model, not a curated record.